AUUCGUUUUAGAAAUUCUUAAUAAAGAGAGGUAAAAAAAGUGCGGAAACGUUUUGAACGUCUCCCAUUAUUGUCACCAUUCAUGAGGCUGAGGCAGGGUUGUAUCAUGGAAGUCCCUUCGAAUUCCAAUAUCGUGUAAAGGCCUAACAGAAUUGCUGUGUUCUUCUGAUCAGAGCUCUGCAGAGACAGAAGAGCAGAAAAAUGACGAGACCUUCGCUUCUCUGCUUCAGUCCAUUGAGAGGCUGAGGUCCGAGGUGACCGAGGUGAUCAGAGACCACGAGCAGAGGGAGGUGAUGAAGGCUGAAAAGGUCAUAAAGCAACUAGAGGAGGAGAUUGAGGAGCUGGUGAGGAGAGACACUGAACUGGUUGAGUUCUCUGAGAUGGACGACCACAUUCACUUCCUACAGAAGUUCCAGCCUGUCAUCAUCCAUCCUGAAGAUGAUGUUGAACCCAUCUUAACGGUCAACAGAAAUUUGCUUCCAGAAACAUUACGGGGGGAACUGUCAGAGUUAAAGAAGAACCUGGAAGAAAGCAGUGGCUGGGAGUUUUUGAAAUCUAAAGGCAAUGAAGAUCCAGCUUAUUUUCUACAGAAUUUGACAAAAAGAAAUCAUCUUUUAAAAUAUUCUUAUCCCCUCACACUUGACUCCAACACGCUGAACGAGGGGCUGCAUCUGAAUGAAACGAACAGGACAGUAGCUUCAGGAGGACAAUUCUCAUAUCCUGAUCACCCUGACAGGUUUGACUGUUGGCUCCAACUUCUGGGCAGUGAGGCCCUGUUUAACACCCGGUGCUACUGGGAGGUGGAGUGGAGCGGUGAUUGCGUUUUCAUCGGAGUCACAUACGCAGGAAUCUGCAGGAAAGGAUGGAGUGUUGAGUGUCUUAUUGGACGCAAUGACAAAUCCUGGAGUCUCUGCUGUACUCAUUCCAGCUACUCUGCGUGGCAUAAUAACAAGAUGACUGAGAUAAGAGAGCAGCGCUGCCCCAGAAUUGGUGUUUUUUUGGACUAUCCUGCAGGCUCUCUCUCAUUUUUUAGUAUCUCAGAUACAAUGACUCUUCUGCACAGGUUCAAGGCCGCCUUCACUCAGCCACUCUAUCCAGCUUUUUAUGUUCUCGGCAGCGUAUCUAUCAACCCACUAAACCUGUCUAACUGGUGACCUCUACCCGGACAUGGUCAUCUCAGUUCUGUCUCAUUUGUCCAAUUAGAGGUAAACAGGCAUUUGGAUUAAGUUCAAAGGCCUACAUACUGGCAGAGCAGAACUGGAACUGAGUUUGUAUCUGCAAAUGGGAGGAAGAAAGCUAAAUCCUGCGGUCAUCAGUACCAUUUUUCUGAUAAUCCUUUUUAUUGAGACCCUUUAAAUUGGACUAAUUUUGUUGCUUUUUAUGCAAUCCUCUCUGGCCAUUCCCUUUCAAAAUAUUUGUUUCAUGGAGCACAAUGUUAAUGAAAGUAGACAUAUGGGCUGCAGGUUGCAGUCCCUCCACAUACACUAGAGUCCAGGCUUUGAGUUCAUUUUAAAAGAAAGAGAGUGUCAUGACCAGGGAACUCAGACAAGUUCAUUCUUGGCAUCUGAUUAUGCCACUCAUACUGCGCGACCUUCUGGGUUUUGGUGGCAGCAGGCCAAGCAGGUCAGCCCAGACUUCCCUGUCCCCAGCUACAGAUUCCAGCUUUUUACUGUGGAAUUCCCACGCGUUCCCCAGCCAGCUGAGAGAUGUAAUGCCUCCAGUGUCCGCAACAGGAUUCUCUGCACUGUGGGACUUGACCACAGCCACCUAGGGGCAUCCUUACGACGUGCCUAGACCACAUCAUCUGGCUGUUCUUGAUCCAGAGCUACAGUGACUCUACUCUGAGCUUCCCCUGAAUCGCUGAGCUUCUCACGCAAUCACAGUGUGUCAGCCGAGCCACCCUGUGGAGAAAACUCGUUUCUGCAGCUUGAACAUGUGGUUUCUUUCUUUCGGUCAUUACAUACAGUUCAUGACAGGGAUGUAGAUUGACCAGAGAGUUUUGUCUUUAGACUCCGCUACUGCUUCACCACUACAGAUCGGUAAGGUGCCUAGUCAAAUAUGGACCUUACCAUGAAACCCCUUUUUUAGUAGGCAAGUUUAUUCAAUUACAGCAGCUUCGAGUGUUUCGCCAUUCACAUACUAGGAUAGUUUUGGAAUUACUAGCUACCCCUUUCCACUUUCUACUGCAUUUUGUUCACAAGUGUUUUCAGUUGGAGUUUUGACAACAGGGUGAGGUCACCUUUGAAUCCCUGCUUUAUCCACCAAAAAAGCAUUUAAAGAUUUGACUGGAUAUUUUAAAAGAGGUGAGGGACCAACUGGCAUCCCUGCUGAGAUGGAUCCUGUUCCCAUACCUGGCCAGGAGGCCGAGGGAGCGUAUGGUCAGCUGGGAAGCAACGAUAUUCCCCUGCCAUGAUGUCUGCUUGACCAGUAUGGUUAAAACCCACAGUCUGUGAUAAGUGAUGAGAACAGGUGAAGGUAUUAAUAACCAGACAGUUCGUCUGCUAGUUGCCCAUAUCUGACAAGAAUUUUAUGAAUAUGUAAUUAUGUGAGUGUUUAUAAUGACGAGGAUACAACAUGACGUCAGAAGCGUCUCACUUUGCUGCUGAGAUUCCUUACUGGAUGGGAUAUCUGAUUGUCAGCAUUCUCCCACUUGGCUGUGAUCUCCCUUGGCUUCUCUCUGGCUCGAAUAUGUAUGUAUAUGUGGUUAUGCAUUGUAAUCUGGGAAUGAAUGUUAUCUUUUAAAGAAAGUUAAACACAUGUAUCACUUUUUGUACCAUA
This is a messenger RNA of Polypterus senegalus (gray bichir), 2777 nucleotides long. Its product is annotated as tripartite motif-containing protein 16-like. The record is from RefSeq and is a predicted model, not a curated record. Gene Ontology annotation, molecular function: protein binding. The transcript is spliced from 4 exons. The coding region runs from base 293 to 1153 and encodes 286 amino acids. NCBI's taxonomy places the organism in Eukaryota, Metazoa, Chordata, Cladistia, Polypteriformes, Polypteridae.